AUGUACUACGAUCGUAACGAUCAGUAUAACCCAACGCACAUGAACACGACUGACCGCUCGAAAACAGUGGAUAAUCUGGCCAUGAACACAGACUACAUCUUCCAAUCGAGGGCCUACACGAAGAAAGGUUACGGACCCUGGAGCAACAAGUUGCCCUUUAGGACUUUUGGACAAUUUGUCUUGGAAGCUCCGAGGAACUUACGACUUGACGUGUCGGAAUCGAACAUCAGGUUGUUCUGGGACACACCAUCCACUCCUUCACCCAAUUUCAUCACACAUUACGAGGUUCAAUUUUUGGCAUUUGUCUAA
Molecule: messenger RNA, 309 nt
Organism: Helobdella robusta
Lineage: Eukaryota; Metazoa; Annelida; Clitellata; Rhynchobdellida; Glossiphoniidae
Exons: 2
Coding region: 1-309 (102 amino acids)
Molecular function (GO): protein binding
Source: RefSeq, a predicted model, not a curated record